CUUAGAGACACAAAAACUUCUCAACAAUGUGCCUUACUGAUUAUGACUUGAUGAUAAUUUUCUAUCCAUUUUCCCCCCCAUAUCAACCAUCCAUUUGUUUUUUCCAUUAGGUCUUCCUCAGGCCAAGUUGAGAGCGUCUGCUUCAGUUAUUGUGGAAACAGACACAGUUGAGCUGAGCUGUGAGGAUACUGAAGAUCUGAAGAUGGAGAAGUGUGUUUUAUCAUAAAUGGAAGAGAAAGUAACUCAAAACUGAGCUCAUCAUGUCAGCUCUCACUCACUGGAUCUCAGAUCAGUAUUUGGUCUGGAGGUCAGAGUUCAUCUGUGAGAAUAACCUGCUUCUACACUGUGAAGAAGGGACAAGUGUCUGUACCAUCUCCUCACUCUGAUCCAGUGACAGUAACAGUCCAGGUUUCAACAUCAACCACCACUGAACAAACUACUACAACAGCCAUGAAAACCAUAGACCUUCAUUACAAUACAAACAUACCAACCAACACAGCAAAGGAAACAAUGUUUUCAACAGCAACAACCACUCAAAAACUUCACAAAUGGACACAAUCAUUUCUACAUUUGAAACCCCAGUGUACCGCAGAACAGACUUUUCUAGUGUUUCAGUGGCUCUUAUUGAAGGUCCACCAACACUACAAUACAAAGAUAUAUGGUUUAUAGUGCUGGUUUUCACUGGUGUUGCUGUAAUUUUGUCUGGACUCGUGGGACUCAUCUGUCUGUGCCGGUUUGCAAGUAAAAAAAUAAGAAAACGCAACAAAACGAUGUCAGUAAAACCUGAUGUGGCAAGUCAAGGAAUUGGUAUGACUUGUUCUGGAUCUGCAGAGACAUAUUCUCUGAUCACUUCUGUACCAGCCACAUCUCAGCCAAUAUUUGCAGAUGUUUUGGUCCAUAAACAACAGAAACAGGGAAAUCUGGAGGAAAAUGAGAAUGUUUAUCAUCUGUACUGUACAAUUCCUGACAAACCAGUUCACUCAGAUGCAGGAGGUCAAGCCUACAGUUUGGUGAAGAUGCACUGAUAAAUCUCAUGUCUGUGUUCAUUAUGUACAGCUACUGUAAAUAAAGUAUCAUUACCUGCAGACAAGUAGGUGUUUAUUUUCAUCAUUUAGUGUUUGGUGUGGAAUAUACUGUGACCUGUGGCAAGGCCCACUAGUCCAAUACCACCUUUAAGAAAAGCUAAUUGAGCAUUCAAUAAAGGCUGGACUUUCUGAACAAAUCGUAAAUCUUUUGAACUAUUUAUUUCCUCCUUACUAUUCUGUAUUACUCCAGAUAUCUAUGAUUUGGCUAUCAGUUCUUUAUCGGUAUCAGUGGUUGCAUGAAGAACCUUUAAUGGAACCUGUCCAUUGCACAGAAGGUUCUUUAUAGUAGAAAAAGUUUCUUUCGAUUUUUAAAAUGUUGUUUACACAAAGAAAAAAAAUGGUUUACUGAAAUGUUCUUUGGGGAAUCAAAAAUGUUUUUUCUAAAACUCUCUUUUGAAACCUUUAUUUUUAGGAGUGUAGCAAACUGACUCUCGGUUGGAUGACAAAACAAAAUCACAAAGUGUCCUUUUCAUGAUUUCAUGUUAGUUACGUAAGUUAGGUAAUUUAAAUGUAUUUUCUAAUGUGGCACCUUUAGCCUGUGUUACUGUAAUUAUUUCAGGGUGAUUUGAAACAUGUAUCUUGCAUUGUUUGCUAUUAAAUGAUCUGACUGGUAAAAGUACUAAACUGAAAGAUGAUGCUGUUGUGUUUCUGUGAUUAAACCAAAUGUUCUCGACAUAUUACAACAAUCUUGUUUGUGAUCAGUAUGUAUUUUUGUACUAUGAGUUCUGAAAAUGUACAUCUUACUUGUGAAAACAGUGAGGGGAAAAACAACAACUGUAACUUGAUUCCUAUAAGCUGAUGAAGCCAAUUUGAGGUCCUAGAAAUAGACUUAGUUGUGUAAACACCUUAUUUAUAAUAUACACUGUAAUAUUUAUUUACAUCUGCACAUGUUCAUAUGAAAGAAAGUUUGGGUGUUACUUGAUAUAGAUGAUUGAGAAAAGCUAUCAAAAAAAAGUGGUUUACUGCUUUUUAUGCAAUAGUGAAUCAAGACAGCGAUUAAACGA
Onychostoma macrolepis is the source of this 2089-nucleotide messenger RNA. RefSeq lists its product as uncharacterized. The transcript is spliced from 11 exons. Bases 549 to 1025 code for a protein of 158 amino acids. Lineage: Eukaryota; Metazoa; Chordata; Actinopteri; Cypriniformes; Cyprinidae. The record is from RefSeq and is a predicted model, not a curated record.